This is a messenger RNA of Hydatigera taeniaeformis, 1212 nucleotides long. The record is from the annotation of a GenBank genome assembly. Lineage: Eukaryota; Metazoa; Platyhelminthes; Cestoda; Cyclophyllidea; Taeniidae.
AUGUACGAUGUGAAGAACGGUGUCAACUUCGUCAGGUACUUGAACACACUGGAGAACAUGGUGCACACCCGAGACGGUCUAAUAAUAGCCGGAACGAAGGAGGUGAUGCGGUUCCGUGGGACACGAAAGCCCAUGUACUUGGUGGUCUACCAGUGGAUGCAUCUUGACGACGUGGAGUGCUUUAAUCGUGAAGUCACUCCAAUCCUAAUUAACUCUGGAUGCGCCUGUUCAACACGAGUCAUCUUUGAAAUGGACGCCUAUUGUCAACCAUUUAGGAGCCAGUCAUUGGGUGACGCCAAAGCCUCGAGCCUUCUUGUUCUCUCUGUGCACAAGCACUCGGCUAUGUUUUAUACCCUAAAGUAUAAUGAAGGUCAUAUGACAGGCAAUCAAUACCGCUUCCCGCGACAGGCGCACUUGACACUUGACUGCUGUAACGAACGCUACAACGACGCUGCACAAAUGGAGGUCAGAGAUGUGAGCAAAAUCUCCAAAGAGGAGGCGAUCGUGACAGGAGACAGCAAUGCUUCCAAUUCAACAGCAUGGGUAGGCUCAAGAGGCAUGUACUGUGGCACCAACUUUAACAUACCGAAAAACACGUCUCAGACGAUGGUGCUGAUCAUCUUCAAUCUGGCGGAGAACUACUACGGCGCCUUUAGAAAUGAAAUGAUCAUAAACUUGCCAAUUUUUAAGGCCUAUGGUAAUGGAGAGUAUCUGGGGCUAUCAAAGUGUGUUCGGUGUGUUGAAGGCUCUUUUCCAAUGAACUCGGGUGUAGCCGCUCUCUGUUUUGACGAUCAUGAGGAGGCGUUGAGGUGUAUGCAAUCCAAGACGCAGAUCCGCGAAGCAAAUUGGAUGGGGAGUCCGGAAAUGUACAUCAUUCCCCUCUGCAAUCCAAUUAGACACAUGGCAGACUAUCCCUUCCUACAGGUGGACUUUUAUGAUGUUAAAAAUGGAGUUAACUUUACGAAGUACAUGAAUACGGUGGAGAAUAUGGUGCAUGACAAAGGCGGUCUGAUUGUUGCCGGGACAACUGAUAUUAUGCGAUUUCGAGGCAUCUGUAGGCCCAUGUAUGUGGUGAUCUACCAGUGGACGACCAUUGACCUCGUGGAGUGCUUCAAUCGAGAAGUGGAGCCGACACUACGCGAGGCCGGAGCUGCGUGUUCAACACGUGUGAUCUUUGAAAUGGAUGCUUUCUCACCGAAGUGCUUGAAUUGA